Mytilus trossulus (common blue mussel) is the source of this 3553-nucleotide messenger RNA. RefSeq lists its product as uncharacterized. Gene Ontology annotation, biological process: maturation of LSU-rRNA; rRNA base methylation. The record is from RefSeq and is a predicted model, not a curated record. Bases 89 to 2194 code for a protein of 701 amino acids. The transcript has 16 exons. Lineage: Eukaryota; Metazoa; Mollusca; Bivalvia; Mytilida; Mytilidae. Gene Ontology annotation, cellular component: nucleolus. Gene Ontology annotation, molecular function: rRNA (cytosine-C5-)-methyltransferase activity; RNA binding.
UAUAUAGAUUUUUCAACCGGAAGUGAAAAUAUUGAAAACACACAACACGUGGGGAAACAAAUAUUUUCCAUAAUUUUAACACUAAAUUAUGGGUAGAAAGAGAGAUUUGACGCUCGAUGGGCCAAAAAAAGGUCCUGGUAGAAAGGCAAAGAAGCAGAAACCUCCACAAAUGCCCAAGGAACUGAAAGAAGACGAUGAUGACAAAGAAGAUAAGAAGCUUAGCAGCAGACAGAAGAAAAGAUUAAAGAAUAGAAUUAAAAAACAAGAUGACAAGAAAGAAAAAUUACGACAGAAGAAAGAAGAACAGAAAGCUAAACAGACUGCCAAAGUUAAUAAGGUCAAAGGUCAAAAUGAUUUAAAGAUGAAAAAUGGACAGGCAUCAAAGAAUCUAAAGGGAAAGUCUAAAAAUGUCCAAGGAGUCAAAAGAAAGAAAGAGAAGGAAGAAGAGAUGGAGGAGGAGGAAAAUUCUGAUGAAUCAGAAGAUGAAAGUGAUAUGGAAGAAGACGACUCUGAUUUAGGGGAGGUAACUGGCUACACAGAUCACAACAAAGACUGGUUAAAACCAGCUAAAUCUGGAGAGGCUGAUUCUGACAAUGAUGACAGUGAAGAUGAUAUUCCAGAUGAUUUUAGUGAUGAUGAAUUAUCAGAUGAUGACAGUGAUGAAGAUGAUGAUGAUUCAGAUGAGGAUGAUGAAGAUCUGUUGCCUGUUGAAAAGAAAGCCAAGAAGUUAGAGAAAAAGCAGGCCAGAGACAAAAAACUUGCUGAAAAGGAAUUGAUGACCAACAUUACACAGACUGAGAAAUUCACAUUACCAAGUGGUCAAGAAGUGGAACAAGAAACGAAUCAGCCUCCAGAUAUUACACUAGUACAGAACAGAAUAAAAGAAGUCAUGGGUGUCCUGGCUGACUUUAAAGAAAAGAGGACAGAGGGAAGGAGCAGACAAGAAUAUAUUGGUCAGCUAAGAAAAGAUCUGUGUACUUACUACAGUUAUAAUGAUUUCCUAAUGGAAAAACUGAUGCAGUUAUUCCCUCUUGAGAUACAUGAGUUUUUGGAGGCCAAUGAAGUUCAGCGACCAGUUACAAUCAGAACUAAUACUUUAAAAACAAGGAGAAGAGACUUGGCCCAAGCAUUGAUAAACAGAGGUGUCAAUUUAGACCCUAUUGGUAAAUGGUCCAAAGUUGGACUGGUUGUAUAUGACUCACAGGUUCCAUUAGGUGCUACACCAGAAUAUUUGGCAGGUCAUUACAUGUUACAGGGAGGCUCUAGUUUUCUACCAGUCAUGGCUUUAGCUCCACAGGAAAAUGAAAGAAUAUUGGACAUGGCUUCUGCUCCAGGUGGAAAAACUACAUAUAUUGCUGCUUUAAUGAAGAAUACUGGCACUAUCUUUGCAAAUGAUGCUAACAAAGACAGAGCCAAGGCUAUUGUAGGGAACAUUCAUCGUAUGGGCAUCACCAAUACAGUCAUUAGCAAUUAUGAUGGCAGAAUUUACCCCACUAUAAUGAAAGGUUUUGACAGAGUACUAUUAGAUGCUCCAUGCAGUGGAACUGGUGUAAUAGCUAAAGAUGUAGAAGUUAAAAUUAAUAAGGAUGAAAAAGAUAUACAGAGAUGUUCCCAUCUACAAAGAGAGUUAAUUCUAGCUGCAAUAGAUAGUUGUGAUGCUAAAUCAUCUACAGGAGCAUACAUUGUUUAUUCUACAUGUUCAAUUCUGGUUGAAGAAAAUGAGGCUGUGAUUAAUUAUGCAUUAAAGAAAAGAAAUGUAAAAUUGGUUCCAACAGGUUUAGACUUUGGAAGAGAAGGUUUUGUAAAAUUUGAAAAACACCGAUUUCACCAGAACAUGAAGUUGACCAAAAGAUUUUAUCCACAUACACAUAAUCUUGAUGGAUUCUUUGUGGCUAAAUUAAAGAAAUUCUCCAACAAAGUACCUGUUGAUCCAGAUAAGCAAGGAACAGCAGAAAACGUGACGGAACAACAGGAAACAGCAGCUGUCGUUAAUCAGAGUUCAGAAGAGAAAGGUCAAAGUUCAGAAGAAAUUAGUCAAAAGUCAACAGAGACAAAGACAAUUAAAAAAAAGCAAACCAAUGUAAAAAAAGACAAACAAGGAAAAAGUAAAUGGAUGUCAACGAAAGGAAAUAAGAAGCAAUUUAAACCAGGACAAUUUAAGAAAUUUAAGACUUCAUCAAAAGGAAAGAAAUGAAUUUUUCAAACAUAUUAAAUUGACAUUAUAAACUAUUGUUUUAAUAUUUAUGGACUACAGUGGAAAAAGGCUGGUCAUCUUGAAUAAGAUAAAAACCCUGUUAUAACAUUGUAGGAUAUGAUAGGACAAAAAUAGGUGACGGUGUAAUCAUAGCUCACCCUUCAUGGAAAUCUAGGGCAGUUUUCCCUAAAAGUUGUAUUUAGUCGCCCAUGUGUUCAAAUAGCAUACAAAGUGUUGACUGAUUAUAUAAUCUUUCAAAGGAGCAGAUCAUCAUUAUAUUUGUCAAGCAAAUCUAGCAUGUUUUUUUAUUCAAUUUAUACGAAAAUAUUUCACAAGUGUUUUAAUUGAUUCUGAUUUCCUGUAGAAUUUUAUUAAUUACACACAUAUUCCUUUAUAAACAUCAUAAACCUAGAUUGAAAUUGCUCAUCAACGAUUGUUUAUUUUGAAAAUAUUAAUAUGAGCUGACAUUUAGAAAUUUAAAAAUAAGAUUUUGCACGGAUAUGGACAGACAUUAACAUGAUCCAUAUUCUUAUGAUAAUGAUGACAAUAGAAUGAUGAGCUCUAAGUGCAAAAAAUGUACAUUCAACACAGACUCAUAGAUAUAAUAUAGCCCCUGAUAUAUGUAUUAAAUCUAAUUGAUUCCCUUAAUUGAUUUUCAUUAAAUCAAGUUACUAAUUUUUUGAAAUCCAUUUUUUUAAAGAUAAAAAUAUAUUUAAUGGAAUUUUAAGUUACUGUGGAUUCCUUAUUAAAAGGUCCAAUUUUCUUAGAUUUCCUGAGCAUGUGGGAACCACAAAUUAAAAAGAUCAACAAAAUACAAAUUUUCUUUAUAAAUAUAUGCAGAAUUUGGCAACACCACAAAAUUGCAAGUUUACCUCAAACCAUGAAAUUUGUAUGCAGGAAAAUAAAUGAAUACACACGACUUAAUUUUGUUAAUUUUAGAUCCUAAGAAAUAGAUUAAAUCUUUGUCUGACCAAAUUGAACAUUAUGAUAUUAAGUGUAGGAUCAAAGAACCAUAAAGCCUAGUAAGAUCAAUUUUAUUGGUAUGAUAAUGAAUUUAAAUAAGUUAUUUAACAUAGUUAGAUGUUUAACAGAUAUUUGUCAAGUCUGGAAUCUAUUGAGUAUAUUCAGUUUGCCUCUAUCUAGCAGAAUGGUAAAUCUCUCUAUGUAAAAGUAUAUACUUUUUUGUAGUACAAAUGCUAAUCAUUUUGCAUUUAUUUGUUGUUUAAUCAUUGCUCUAUUGUGUUUGCAUGUUUUAAUUAACUAUUAAGUUUUCUUGAAAAAAAGAAGAAAUAGUUUAAUGAUGAAAGAGUAAAGAUGUGUCUUAAAUGUUCGGUAAACUAUAAAUAUUACUUUAUGUUG